This is a messenger RNA of Scylla paramamosain (green mud crab), 6886 nucleotides long. RefSeq names its product eukaryotic elongation factor 2 kinase-like. The record is from RefSeq and is a predicted model, not a curated record. Gene Ontology annotation, biological process: myosin II filament disassembly; protein phosphorylation; response to differentiation-inducing factor 1. The coding region runs from base 464 to 2530 and encodes 688 amino acids. NCBI's taxonomy places the organism in Eukaryota, Metazoa, Arthropoda, Malacostraca, Decapoda, Portunidae. The transcript is spliced from 16 exons. Gene Ontology annotation, molecular function: elongation factor-2 kinase activity; calcium ion binding; calmodulin binding.
UACAUCCCGCAGCAGAAGAUUAGUGUGUGUCGGUGCCUUGGUGGUGAAAACGUGCCGCGGUGCACAGAGCCUGGCUGCAUUUAUUUCUGGUGCCACGAGAACGGUAGUCACGGACAUGACUUCUGAAAUGCUUUGCUAGACCGUUAAGCUUGCGUGGGGAACUGCUAGCACAGUAAGGUAAAUAACAUUUGGUGGUGGGCGUGAGGGUGUGCGUCGCAGAGAUCAGGCCAUCUGGGUGUGUUAGCAUCUCGGUGGUGUCCAAUGACGUGGUUGUCUGGACCGAGGAACCACCUUCUACAGCGAAAGAAGACGGCGUUACUUUUGUGCAUAUCUGACCCCGCAGAACGUAUAUAUAUGCACAUAUUGUCCACAAGUGAUGUCGAUCCAAAGCUGUGAAGGCGUGAACGUCUUGAGUGCAUGAGCACGUAGUUUGGUGGUCUGACACAAUUAAUGUGACAUCAACAUGGUGCUGGUUGAUCGCACUUUGAGUGAGUCCUCGGAUGACAUAGACAUCCGUCCUCUAGAAUUGGAAGAUCUAAGAAGGAGAUUAGAUGAAAGUGAUGAUGAUUGCCAUUCUCUACCUGAUGGAAGUUCAAACCAGUCCUUCUCUGCGGCAUUUCAAAUUGGGCUAAAGAGGAGGAGGGAGACAACUGUGAACAGGAAUUUUGUGGCCAAGAUGGCUUGGAAGAAUGCAGUCCGGAAGGCUCUGGCACUUGGAGACCCAUGGGAAAAGUUCCACCUCAAUGCAUACAAGACAGAGCGGGCCAGGAGGCACCGCUACAAUGCCAUGCGGCAAACCUGGACACAAGACGAGGUUGUGGUGAAGAUGGAGAAAGAUUCCUUCAACCAUGGUGCCAUGAGGGAGUGUUUCCGUAUGAAGAAGCUCAGCAACUUCUCUAAGGAUGAUUGGGAGCGAGCUCAUAAUUAUGUAGCGAAACGCUACAUGGACCUAAACACUCCCAGGGAGACAUACUUUGAUGAUGUCAGGCUUCAGAUGGAUGCCAAACUGUGGGGAGAAGAGUACAACAGACACAAUCCACCAAAGAAGGUGGAUAUAUUCCAGAUGGCCAUCCUGGAAAUGAUAGACAGAGAGGGGAGUCCUCUUUUCCAUCUUGAGCACUUCAUUGAGGGUCAGUAUGUGAAGUACAACUCAAACUCUGGAUUUGUUCGUUCAGAAGCCAUUCGCAUGACUCCUCAAGCAUUCUCCCACUUCACAUUUGAAAGGUCCGGCCAUGAGUUAAUUGUGGUGGAUAUCCAAGGAGUUGGAGAUUUAUACACAGAUCCUCAGAUUCACACUAGCCAUGGAGAAGAGUAUGGGGAUGGUAACCUGGGAACCCGAGGCAUGGCACUUUUCCUGCACUCCCACCGGUGUAAUUCCAUCUGUGAGAGUCUCAAUCUCACUCCUUUUGACCUUGCACCAUCAGAGAUUGAAAGUAAUAAAACCAUUUCAAGUACAAAGAAUGCAUACCAGACUAUUGUCCGGGGCACUGAGGAGAUUGUGUUGACUCCUUCAGAAGAGGAGAAGGAACACAUCCAAGACUAUAUACGUAUGCGUUCUUUGUCGUCAGGGUACCACUCAGGGGAUGAUCGACCAAGAACCAAACUCACAUCCAUCAGCUCCUUGGAUUCCUUGGAAUGUGAUGACAUGAUUUUGAUGUCUGAAAGUGAAGACUCUCUCGUGGAUUCUGCCAAAAGGGAGAGAAAUCACCACCACCACCUCAGGGACUACCACAAUAGGCUUCGUCUUGACUCAAUGACAGAUUCUGGGACAGAUACAGAGACUCGAGAGAUGGAGAUCAUGCAAUUCAAACAGCUGGUGCAGAGGAAGGCUCGACCCUCUCACGUUCUUGGAGAAAUUGAACACCGUAAACAGCUGGAGUUACUAGAAGAAAACAGAAGCAAAACUGGAGGUUCAGUUCUUGGACAGGUUCAUUUGGAUCUUGCCAAGUAUCAUGAGCUGAAUAGGUUUGUGAAAGAGGGUGAAUCCUUUGAUCAGGAAGCAGCCAUUUAUCACCUAAAUCAGGCAGCCAAGUGUGGUUGCUUGGAAGCCAUCAAAACCAUGGCACAGCUGCACUUGGGCCUUCCACAUGACACACUACCAGGCAUUCAGUUGGAUGAUAACAAAUGUGAGUUGGAGCUUGGAUUUGACUACAUGCAGACAGCAGCUGAAGCCAAGGACCGAGUUGCUAUGAUCUACAUUUCAAAAGCCUAUGAGACAGGCAUAGGAUUACCCAAGUCUAAGUCUAAGAAUUGGGAUAAGGCAGUGUACUGGUUAGAAAAAGUGAUAAAUACCAACACUGAGGAUGAGGAAGGUAACUUUGAUGGCACCAUGGAUGAUCCCCAGUACCAGCUGGUAGCACGCCAGGCGGUCAUGUACCUCUCUGGAGGUUACUGCUUAGAGAAGGAUCCAAAUAAAGCAGGAGAGUUGUAUACCUAUGCUGCAGAAUUAGCAACAGAAGCCAUGAAGGGAAAACUUGCUGCCAAGUACUAUAUGCAAGCUGAAGAGGCUUGGGCAGAGUGUGAGGAGUGAAGCUGUGCAGAGUCCUAAUGGUAUCUGUUGGUGCUAAACAUUUUUGUUACAAAGAGGAAAUAACGAUCUCUCCUUUAUGUGGGUUAUUUGAGAAGGCUUCCAUUGUUGGGCAGUGAUAAUGAUUUUUUUUCUUUUCUUUUAUUUCUUUUCUUUCUUUUUUUUAGGGCAGCAGUGAUAAUGAUUGAGAUGUGAUCAUUAAGAACAUAUAUAUAUGUAGCUGUAUGGUAUGAGUAUGUUUAAAAAAAAAAAAAAAAUUGAGGCCAUAAUAAAGUGCUAAUGGAUUAUAACAAUGAGGAGAGUAUAGUAUUAAGCAGCCAGACAGACACUCAUAUUUACAUUUAAACCACAUUGCUCAUAAAAGUUUUAAGUAAAUUAGAUAUAAACAUAUUAUCCAAAGCUAUUGGAUUCUGCUGAGGAAGAGAGUGUAGUAUGGCUGUGUGGAUAUUGUAUAAAUUAUUAUAUUGUUGAUGUUAAUUGUAUUUUGCCAGCAAAAUUUAAGCAAUCCAUUUUGCAUCUUUCUUUUUUCUCUUUCUUCCUCACUUCAUUUCUUAAUUCAUAAUGUGCUGACCUUUUCAGAUCCAUAUUCCUCAUGUUACUAAUGAGUUAAAUUGUGCUGGAUUUUUUCUCAUAGUCCUAUGGAGUUAAAUAUUUUUAAUUUAAAGAAAAUCUAAAAUAAAUACUGAACACAAAAAUUACUUUUCCCCAGAUGUUACUAUGAAUAUUUUUUGACUUCUGGGAUCUGUUUUCAGUAAAAGAACUAUUAAUAUUCUCAUAUAUGACAGAAGUCUCAAAUUUUAAUUAUUGGAUAGAGCUGUUAAGGAGUCUUGGGAAACCAAUUCUCCAGCAUUACAAAAUUUCAGUUAAUAGGUUUCUUAUGCAUACAUGUAGAAAUUCAUAAGUAGGCAUACAUUAUCAUUGGAUUCAUUAGGGAAUUGCCUAUAAGCUGAACUUAAGAAAAACAUGAGCACAAUUUCACACAUUUUAUACUGCAGGAAAGAAACCCAAAGAAAUAUACCGGUACAGGAUUUCCAGACAUUGUUGGUGCAGAUUUUUGCUAACUUUAGAUGCACACUUUUGGCAUACAAUUGACUGUUAAUGACCUUUCCAAGUUAGGGGUAUUCAAAGGAUUGUAGGUAAGGAGGCAUAUGUGCAGUUUUAUCAUGUAUCAGAAUAUAUACACUUCAAAUAGUCAUAAGUAGAGAGCAAAGUGCCUUCUUCAUCCUUUGUUCAUCCCUCUGGAUGCCCAUGUUUCCAAUGAUGAUUCAGUGUGAUAAAAAUUAUAUCUAAAAAAGAAAAAAAAAAGUGAAAGCAAAGCCCUCCCAUAUUAUUUUGCAGGGUGUGAGGGAGAGAGCAGUGGAGCCAUUUAUUAAAGAUGCAGCAUGGAAACUGUUGCAAAUAGUGUAAAAUAUAGAGUAGCAAAAUUUGUUUAUCGAUAAAUAUUGAGAGGACUAAGAUGGAAGAAAUUAUGAAAAGUGUGUGAGCAAAAAUGAGAGAGAGAGAGAACUAGAUGGAGUGAAAAAACAUUCGUAGGAUAGAAAUAUAGGGUAAAGAUGCAUUGUAUGUAUAGAAGAGGUGCUACACAAGCUUGAACAAGCAAAGAGAAUGUUUGGAUGGAGAGAGGUGGAGGCUUUUGAGGAAUGCUCCUAGAGAUGGUGACUAUUGAAACGGAAAGAGAUGAAGCAAAGCCAGUGGAUAUAGUCACUUUCUAUCACACAAUGCAUAUGGUCAAACUUUUUUUUUUUCCAAGGAAUUUUUAAGUAAUAUAACAUCUUCACUUGAAAAAAAAAAAUUGAGAUUUGAAAUGGAUGUUACAAUUUUGGUUAUUCACCAGAUCUGAAAGAUGUCAUGCAUAAGAUCAGAUGAGCACUGGAGCAACCUUUAAGUGCUGUGUUUUCAGGAAAGACAUCAGGGACAAGGAGGCGUCAGUCAGCAUGUUGUGACACAGUAGAUGUGCCAAUUCAUUUAUUAUGGGAAACUUCCAUUCAUCUGCAACUCACUAGACUUGGAUUCAAUUUAAGUGAAAGUUCCACACUAAGUAGCAUCUUUUUCUCUUACUCAGAUUAUUUGUUGCAUUUUUUUUUUUUUUUUUUUUUUUUUUUUUUUUUUUGUGAAUUUGAGCAUCCAACAAACAUUCACUUGAAAAUAUUUCAAUACAAAUAAGUAUCAUAUACCUAAGAGAAUUAAUGGUGAUUAGUACAGUAAAUGAUAGGGACACACAGAUACAGGCUUCAUUAAUCUAGCAUGUAUAUCCAGUAAAUGCUGCUAUAGUUGUUAAUUCUAAUGUGAAUGUCCAUGAUUUAGAAUUUUAAGGAACAACAUAGGCCCCAUGUGUGAGAUGUAAAAGGGAGGAUAGUGGAGAGAAAAGGGUGCUGUACAAAGAGAUAGAGAAAACAAUUUGAUAUAUUUACAUAAUUUGUGUGGGUAGAUCUUGUUUUGUUUUACAAAAAGUUAUAUGUUUUUUGGUACCUGAUGGAUUCCAUGUAGAACACUUAUCUAUACCACUAAGUGAAUGAGGAAUUAAUGGUCACCUGAUUUGAUGUAUUUACAAGUAUUGUUUUAAAAUUAGAUGCAUAUCCAUUGUUUCCUAAAGAAAUGUAGCUGUGAUAUCAAUUUUUCAUUCAUUUAGCUGUCAAAGGAAUUUGUGCCAAGCACUUCCACAUAAGAGAGAAUUAAGUCUGAUAUAGUAAAUAAGCCUUUUUCCUUCCAUUGAUUCUAGAAAGCAUGACCAAGAAAUUACACAGCAGGCUGUGACCUUAGCCCAGAUGGUGAAGGGUUAUGCCAGAACAAUUUCAGAAAUAUUUGGUGCUCUAUUAGUUUUAUGUUGGCAGUGUGGUCAUCAGUGUAAUUCCACUGAUCAUUUAAUCAAUCAUUACCAACAUUUACUAAGCACCAAUGCCUUUUCAACACUGCCAGAGAAAGAUUAGGGACAGUCAUUUAUAUUUCAGGCUUUGGAAUCAUUAAGGAUUAUGAUUAUGUUGCAGGUAAAGUUGAGUUUUAUCAGGGAAUACCAUGUAUGGUAUACUAAUUUUAUAUGAUAGACUUAUUGAAUUGGGGAUUUGUUAGAGAUGUUUCUUACAAUUUUUUGUCAGAAUUCAGUAUCCUUGUCAUAACCAUAAACUUUAGACCAAAACUGGGAUGCAUGAUUCAUCAAGUGAGGUUUUAGGAAAACAGUGAUGAUCAGAGAAAUGUAAAAGAAUUUUUAAAGUGGUACAUAUUUUAUGAAAGUCCUGCUUUAUGAGUAGAUUGGAUUAAUCCUUCAAUAGUCAUUAUUGUGCCUUAUUGACUUACAUGAGGAACAGUCAACCAUAGCUUUAUUAUGAUUAAUUCCCAAAGAAUGUCUCUGGACAGCUAUGUAGACAUUAAAGUUGUAAACAUGUUUACUUUUGAAAAAUUCAUGGCAGUCAGUUGGGGAGAGGGAAGGGGGAAAAACAUCUAUAUGGUCAAGAAGAUGGAAGAAAACAUAUAGGAGAAAAAUAAAAACAGUAAGCAGACCUAUGGUUAACAAGAGUGUACAUGGGACAGUGUUUGAGCCAGUAUUUUGAGGGAUAUUGUGAAAAAGAUAGUGAAGAGCCUGUUUAACUAGUUGGAACUUUAAAGACUUGUUUCUAAUGCAAUCACCCCUUUUCUACACACAUGAGAUGGCAGCCAAGACAGAAGCAUAAAAUUCAUGCAGCAUGCACAACAAUAUGUUACAGAAUCAUCGCAAUUAUUGUCUUCAUGGACAUGAUUGGUUGAUGGCAUGGCUAUUGGAAAUUAUUUUGUCUUGGCAGUGUAAACUACUAUACAGUAAGGAACUGUAAAUAUUCAGGCAAGUAAAUGUGGCAUUAUCAUCUUUACAAAAGUUGUUUGGUGAUUUCAUUAUAAUCUUGAUUGGCUUGGAUAAAGGGAAGGAAUGGAUUGUAUUCUUUAAUGCAGCAAAGGUCCAAUUACCUAGACUCCUCAAUUCUUGAGAAUACAGAUCCUUCCCUUGUGGAUAUGCAACAUUUACUGUCAAGACGAACCACAAAAUGUCAAAAUAUAUCCAUUAAUCAAAUGUACUCAAAUCUUAAAUUAUUUGUCAAGUGGUGGAAUAUAUAUAUAUAUAUAUAUAUAUAUAUAUAUAUAUAUAUAUAUAUAUAUAUAUAUAUAUAUAUAUAUAUAUAUAUAUAUAUAUAUAUAUAUAUAUAUUAGCAAACUAUAUUACUAAAGUUUGGAACUUAUGUAAACUAAAGCAGACAGACACCAUCACAGGAAUGAAGCAAGAUGGGUUGUGUCUGAUAAGUAUUAUACUGUACUAUGUAGUGGAAGCAUAAACAACUGCAUUAUCACUGUUCCAUCACCUGUGAGUGUUACCUGUUUGAUUAUAAUGUAAAGUGG